Molecule: messenger RNA, 1967 nt
Organism: Schizosaccharomyces japonicus yFS275
Lineage: Eukaryota; Fungi; Ascomycota; Schizosaccharomycetes; Schizosaccharomycetales; Schizosaccharomycetaceae
Product: translocon subunit Sec61
Exons: 6
Coding region: 46-1482 (478 amino acids)
Biological process (GO): protein transport; establishment of protein localization
Cellular component (GO): membrane
Source: RefSeq, a predicted model, not a curated record
UGUGAGACGAUGCUCCUGUUUCCCUCCUCAUACCCUCCGUAAGGAAUGAGUGACCACCGUUUUAUUAAAAUGGCCGACUCUCUGGCCUUUGCGAUGCCAGAGGUCGAACGCCCCAGAACCAGAAUUGACUUUUAUACCAAAUUAGCUUGGAUGGCCGGUUGUGCUGCCUUGUAUCAUGUCAUGAGCUGUGUCCCUGUGUUUGGCGCCAAAAUUUCGGACAAGCCUGAUCCUCUGUUUUCUUGGAGAGCUUUGGAUGGCUCGAACAAAAGUGCUCUUACGAUCAACGGUCUGGCUCCUGUAUUCCUUUCUGCAUACAUCUUGCAGCUUCUGGCCGGUGCUGGAAAGCUCAAGGUGAACUUUUUCCUCAAAAACGAUAGACUCUUAUUCCAAAAUGCCCAAAAGUUUCUCUCCGUGGUUCUGUACUUCCUUUUGUCGGUUGCCUAUAUGGCAUCUGGAUUUUUUGGCACCUUUGCAGAAUUGGGUCUGUUCAAGUAUGCCGUUGUCUUCUUGCAAAUCUUCCUUGCCGGUGUCGUGUCUACGUAUUUGUGUGAAGUUGUCGAAAAGGGUUACGGAUUGGGUUCUGGCCCCUCUUUGCUCCUUGCUUCGCACAUUCUUGGUGCUGUUUGGUGGCAGACUAUGGGUGUGAGCCGUUACACUUACAACGCUGAGGGCAGUUUGCAGUAUGAGGGUGCUCUUGUUGGCAUUGCUCUCAAUUUGUUUACCUUCAAGGAAAAGUUUGCACCCCUUCGUGAAGUCUUUUUCCGCCCUGAGAGACUCAGUGUGUAUGGUUUCUUGAUUUGCGUAGCUACGUAUUUCUCCAUGGCCUACCUCAUUAACAUGCGCAUCGAUGUCCCUAUUCGUUCCUCCCGUGUUCGUGGACACCGUCAGAACUUCCCCUUGCGUUUGUUGUACACGUCUGUGAUGCCUCUUGUCUUCCUCAUUUCCAUUUUGUCGCAUGUUCAAGUCUUUGCUUAUGCCAUCCAUUCGUUGUUCCCUAACGCUCUUCUUACUCGUUUGCUUGUGCAGUAUGCCGAGUCUGACGUGUAUGCCCGCAAGGAACUGCGUCUCGUUGGCGGACUUGUUUACUACUUGAUUCCCACUUGUGGGCUUAAGCAAACGUUGCUGUCGCCCUUGAGAGUAACUGUGUCUUCGCUCUAUGCUUUUGCCGUAACGAUUCCCUUCUCCCGCGCCUGGAUGAAUGCCACUGGUGCUGGUCCUCGUGACGUUUUGCGUUUCUUCAAGGAGAAUGCCCUUGUUAUGGCCGGUUACCGCGAGGCCAGUAUGUUGAAGGAAUUGAACCGCAUCCUUCCCACUGCUGCCUGGGUGUCUGCUUUCACUAUCACUUCGCUCGCUCUCGUGUCCUCUGCCAUUUCGUCUACUACCUUGGCUCCUGCUGUUGUCGUUGGUGCGGGACUUACGUUUGCUACCUUUGAGUUGAUCAUGGGUGAGAACCCUCAGAUGCUUCCUCCCACUGCCUCGUAAAAAGUUUUGCAGCGAUAGUAAGCACUGUACAAACUGCAAUGUCUCUAAUGAGUGUUCACUCGUUCUUCGCUCUUUGCCUUAACUACCUAGUACGACAGUAUCGUGUCGUCGACCAGUACUGGUCGACGACACGAUACCAUAACUGCCAUUAAUGACAUCGGCAGUAGUUACACUCUCAUUGACAUCUCUCUUUCCCCAUGGAACACUUUGUGUUUUCAUUUAUUCUAAAGCUUGCGAUGGUAAAAGUUGGCGAUAGUUCUACUUCUUAAUAGAGCAAAUCUGUUCCCUCUAGUAACAGACAACUGUAAAUAAUCUAUAUACGGCAGUCUCUGCCUGUAUCAAGUAACUGAUAGCGUAUGGGCUCGUUUGUGUUCCAUUACGUUAAACUCUGCUACGUUUCCACAUAAUACGUUAUAUGCGUUUAAGAACACCUACCGCCACCAAAAGUCUUUUAUCGCAAUGUUAGAAAACGCUAUACUUCGUUC